Molecule: messenger RNA, 1966 nt
Organism: Amborella trichopoda
Lineage: Eukaryota; Viridiplantae; Streptophyta; Magnoliopsida; Amborellales; Amborellaceae
Product: laccase-17
Biological process (GO): lignin catabolic process
Cellular component (GO): apoplast
Molecular function (GO): hydroquinone:oxygen oxidoreductase activity; copper ion binding
Source: RefSeq, a predicted model, not a curated record
GUGAAGUAGAAACCAUGGCAGCAUUCUUCAGUUCUGUCGCCAUUGUCUUGAUUCUCUGCACUUUUUCCACACUUGGGUUCGCCCCUGGGCUUACAGAGGCCAGCAUAACCAGGCGUUAUACCUUCAAUGUUAGGCUACAAAAUAUCACUCGAUUGUGUCGCACUAAGCAGGUGAUAACGGUGAAUGGGAAGGUGCCUGGCCCUAAGAUCGUGGCUCGAGAGGGUGACCAAGUGCUGGUGAAGGUGGUGAAUCGCGUCUCCAACAACGUCACCAUUCAUUGGCAUGGGGUGCGGCAGCUUCAGACUGGAUGGUCAGAUGGUCCUGCAUAUAUAACACAAUGCCCCAUCCAAACAGGCCAAAGCUACACUUACAAUUUCACAAUAAUUGGACAAAGAGGGACCCUUUUUUGGCAUGCCCAUGUAUCAUGGCUUAGGGCUACUAUUUAUGGUCCCUUUGUUAUUUUGCCUAAGAUAGGGGUUCCUUACCCCUUCCCUAAGCCUCAUAAGGAAAUCCCCAUUGUCUUGGGAGAGUGGUGGACAGCAGAUACAGAGGCCAUCAUCAGCCAGGCAUUGCAAACAGGUGGAGGCCCUAAUAUCUCGGAUUCUUACACCAUCAAUGGACAUCCUGGUGCCCUUUACAAUUGCUCAGCUAAGGACACAUUCAAACUUGGAGUUAGGCCUGGUAAGACCUUCCUUCUCCGCAUCAUCAACGCUGCACUCAACGCUGAGCUCUUCUUCUCCAUUGCCAACCACUCUCUCACUGUGGUCGAGGUCGAUGCCAUCUACGUCAAGCCCUUCACCACCAAUACUGUCCUCAUAACGCCCGGACAGACUACCAACGUGCUCCUCACUGUGAAACCCAACCCAACAAAUGCCACCUUUGCGAUUGCCGCCCGCCCCUAUGUUACAGGACGAGGUGCCUCCGACAACUCCACCACCACAGGGAUCCUCCAUUACCAUAACUCCUCUCUCAGUAACUCUUCAAUCUCAGUGCCUAAGUUUCCCCUCCUCCUCCCAAGCCUUCCUUCCCUAAAUGACACCAACUUUGCCACUAACUUUAGUCGAAGACUUCGCAGCCUGGCUUCCAACCAGUUUCCUGCAAAUGUGCCUCAAAAAGUAGACAAACGGUUCCUGUUUACUGUGGGCCUUGGGACCAACCCAUGCCCGAAGAACCAGACUUGUCAAGGCCCCAAUAAUGCCACCAAAUUCGCGGCCUCUAUCAAUAAUGUUUCUUUCUCAUUGCCCACAACGGCACUGCUUCAGGCCCAUUUCUUCGGGCAAUCGGCAGGGGUAUACAGGACAGAUUUUCCUGACAACCCGCCCAACAAGUUCAACUACACAGGGAUGCCACCCAAUAACACGAAUGUGAGCAAUGGCACUAGGGUGGAGGUCCUCGAAUUUAAUACGAGGGUGGAGCUGGUGUUGCAGGACACUGGGAUACUGUGGGUGGAGAGCCACCCUCUGCAUCUGCAUGGCUUCAAUUUCUUCGUGGUCGGACAGGGCUUCGGGAAUUACAAUCCCUCUACUGAUCCUGCCAAUUUCAACUUGGUGGAUCCUGUCGAGAGAAACACCAUUGGAGUGCCGAGCGGUGGUUGGGUGGCUCUCCGCUUCUUGGCUGAUAAUCCUGGUGUAUGGUUCAUGCAUUGUCACAUAGAGGCGCACAUAAGCUGGGGUCUCCGGAUGGCUUGGGUGGUAAAUGAUGGGAAGCUCCCGAACCAGAAGCUUCUUCCUCCACCAUCCCAUCUUCCCGCAUGUUGAGUUUUUGAUGGAAGCGAUUCACGUUCUCGUGGGGAUGCCCUUUUAAUUUAUUCCUUUUUGUGCCCAUUUUUUGGGUUUUUCCACUGAGAGGGUAUGACAGGAGAAGUUGAUGGUGGUUGUUUUAGAUUUUGCUUGUGAGUAACACAUGCGGUUGCAAUAAUCUAAAUUUUGUAAUGUUUUUUAAAUGAAGAAUAUGGUGUUUGUUUGUU